AAACUGGCCACUCUCUUCCGAGUUUCAUUUGGCUGGUGUUUUUCAUUCAAAUUUAGUGUCAUGUCGUAACCCGAAACAACCCAAAAAUCACACAAAAAGACACCCAAAUUCAUAGUGCAGGCAAUUCUGGCGGAAUUCAGCUUCAGGUCGAAACGCAAACAUGUCGACAGCCUCGCGGUUGACUUUGGGCAUGGCAGUCACCGUUUCCACGGCGAUAAUAGGUUAUGUGCACUAUAAACAAUCGGCGGACCGGCUGAGACUGCACGAUGGUGUCUUGCGGGACGUGGAGCAGCAGCAGCGGCGGAAACACGAAAACACCUACACCCUCCAGCAGCAGAUUGACAUCACCAAGCAACUGAAGGCCAGGGAGGCGUCCAGCAACUCCUCUGACACGCCCACCCCACCAAGAAAAGAAGGCUGCAAUUGCGCCGCCUGCAGAGAGGCUGAGCUUCAGCAGCAGUCAGGAGCCGAGGAAUCUGGCGUUGUUUCGCCGGCUGAAGACCAGUCAGUUAAUCUUGGCCCAUUGUCAGACAAAGUUUGAUACCCAAAAUGCCUUUCAACAUGCACUUAUUGUACACUGUAAGACUUACUCUGGUUAAUAGAAGGCAUUAGUUGUUUCAAAUUACUUCGUUAUCUUUUAUACCGUGACCUAACUUUGUUAUUUGGACUGCAGAUGGGCUAGAAUAGUUGUAAAUAAAAAUAGUGGCAGUUUAAA
Drosophila elegans is the source of this 715-nucleotide messenger RNA. Its product is annotated as protein PET117 homolog, mitochondrial. Gene Ontology annotation, cellular component: mitochondrion. Gene Ontology annotation, biological process: mitochondrial respiratory chain complex IV assembly. The transcript is spliced from 2 exons. Lineage: Eukaryota; Metazoa; Arthropoda; Insecta; Diptera; Drosophilidae. Bases 161 to 541 code for a protein of 126 amino acids. The record is from RefSeq and is a predicted model, not a curated record.